Molecule: messenger RNA, 38298 nt
Organism: Xyrichtys novacula (pearly razorfish)
Lineage: Eukaryota; Metazoa; Chordata; Actinopteri; Labriformes; Labridae
Source: the annotation of a GenBank genome assembly
CGAAGGACAAGCAAGAGACAGCAGGACGAGUCAUGAAAACACCGAGAAACAAAUGAAUGAGAAACGAAAGCGAGGAGAAAGUGGACGGACCGAGGGGGAAGUUAUGAGCCGAACUGCGACGAAUUACCGGGGAGAGUGUCCGUGAGUGGAGAAAGCCGACUGAGAGGGGGAGAGACAACAAAGUCACAAGGUAAAGUAGAAGUGCAGAGCUGUAGAAACAAACCGAGAAAAGCUUUUGCUGCCAUCAUUUCUCCUUCUGUUUUGGACUGAGAUGCCGCGGGAUACAUUUCACCACGACGCUGGAGUUUCUCUUGGACGGAAGCCACAGCUGUAGUUGAGUAUUUCCAGAGAUAUCUGCAGCUUGGUUGAACUUUUUUUUUUUUUUUUCGCUGACUGAAGGUUUUAGGUUUGCUGCUGUUCUCCUAAGCCCUGUGCGUCUGGCACACCUGUUCCUUGUGGCCUUUUUUGGACAAAAUGUUGGCAACUGCUGGGCUUUGGAGAAGCUACAGAAGCCAUGUUAAAUCUAUAAGAGAGAAUACACACAUGGUUGCAUUGGCAAGACGUUUCAGGAGGUUUUUAUGCUUUCCUCACAUGCACACUUUUCUUUCUAGUGAGCAUCUGGAGAAAUUGUACAAGUCCUUUCUGCACCAUACAUCAAUCUGACUCCUCUGUUAUUGAACACCCUUUAACAAAACAAAAGCAGAAGAUAUAUAACCUCUCUCAUCAUGCAUUUUACUCCAAAUAUAAAGCUUUUUGCAUGAAGUGCUGUGUGCUGCAGAAGUAGAUGUUUGUGAUGAGUUUAGGUGCGUCUCUCAUCAUGCAUUUCCUCCAAACAUGAAGCUUUUUUGCAUGAAGUGCUGUGGCUGCAGAGGUAGAUGUUUACACCUCAGUACAGAAGAAUGUCAGGGUCUGUGUUUAAAGCCUGAGAGGCUGAUAAUGAGUGUGGUCAGUUUGCUGAGGCCUGUCAUUAACCUGAGAGCUGGGAGAGAGAGAGAGCUUUCCUUGCUGAGAAAAGGUAGGAGGAGAGGAUGUGGAGGGGAGAAGGAAGAAAGGCAGGAGAGAAGGAGGGUGGGAAAGGUGCUGCAGGAGGAUGGGAAGUGAGAGGAGUUGACGGAGGAGGAGUAUGACAAGACAGAUAAGGUGAUAGAUGUGAGGAGGGAUGAUAUAGGAGGUGUGUUCGUCAUUGAAAAACUGGGCUGAAGUUUUGCUUUAACUUCUGUGGCGCUUUUGGACACUGAAUUAUCACAAGAUCAUGAUAAAAAAACUAGGUCAAACACUCUUCUGUUGCACCAAAUAAAAUUAAUCCACUUUCCGAGAGCAGGGGUCAAAGGUUAAGAGCUGCGCAGCUGUAUUGGAGAUUCCCCUCUCCUUUAUUUAUAGGACUUAACCCCGGCUGUAGUUGUAAAACAGGACCGAAAUAGUGGGGCACUAAUUUAAACAAAAGUGUGAGGCCUAUUUGACCGGAUGGGAGUCGACAAGAGGUCCCCCUUUGUUAAACAUUCAAGGCUGCUGAGGGGAAGAUAUGGCAAUAUUUAACCCACCCAUACUUGACUCCUUAUGCCCUCGGAUUAUCCGUCUAUGUCUCAGUUUUGUACACACAGAGAUCUGCCAUGCUGACACCAAUCUGCAGCAGCUGACCCACAUUUACACACAUGCUCCCGUACUCCACGACAGAGAUCGUUGUUAUAUUUUAAAGGGGGGGAUAGAAGCCAAAACGUGGGGGAAGCCAAGUUGGACCUCGGUGGAGACAACAACAGGAGGGAUUUGAAAUGUCUGGCGGGGAUGAUAUCACUGAACCACCUAAUCACUUACAUCACCGCAGCUGCAUGCUCAGCAGUGUGUCAGUGUGUGUGCACGUGUGUCUGUUUCCAAUCUAUUUCAGUCAGUGUGUAUCUCCAUCUGUGCUUUGGUUAAGCUAGCCCUGAAGAGUUACGAUCGGCUGGGGAGUGUGUGUUUGAAUAAGUGGUGAUUAAGGAGGUACGAGGCCUGAUCUGAGACCUGUACUUGUGCCUGUGCGUCCUCUCAAAGGUGCGGUCAAAUAAUCUGAUUCUGCAUCACACUCCCCCAUCUAAACAAAAAAAGAAAUCCCCCUUCCAGAUAUCAGAACUUUGAGCUGACUGCAGAGAAACGAUUCUGCCGGGGUCGUUGUGGUGGCGUUUCCAUUCAGUCGCCUUCCCCCGGUGUUUGCUCUGGCUGCGUCCACGUGCAAAGUUUCUUGCAGCUACAUGGAAGUAGAAGAGCUCCAAGUGCAUUCAUGUCUGUCUGUGUGCAGCCAGGAGAGCACUCACCAUCCCAGGCUUAAGUUCCACUGUUGCAACCCCCAACCCCAAGCCAGCCUCUCUGGGUGGGCUUAGAUCUACCAUGCAGAUCCUGGAAAGAUUUUUUUUUUAUUGUUGUCCUGGAUGUCUCACCUUGACUUUCCAGCACUGAGAACAUUCUGUACGGUGGCCGAGAACCGCCACUGUUGCAAAUAAUAAAAGAAUGCAAAAAAAAAGUUACUGCAAAAAUAAAAGGAUGCCAAAAAAAAAAAAAAAAAAAAAAAGGCCACAACGGAAGUGAGCUGCCGGGGACUAAUAACGUACCGGUGUUUUAGGAUCUAGACACAGAAGAUGACAGCAAGAAAACAAGCAAAGAAUGAAGUGAAAAGGUUAUAGGGCCCGACCGGUAUGGAUUUUUUGGGGCUGAUGCCUAUACUGAUUAUUAGAGGGGAAAAAAAUCUGAUUACUGAUUAAGGAAGACCGACUGAUCAAACUCGGACCAGAAAAGCGUUUUUAACAAGUUAGUGGAUGAAGAAUGUCUUGAGGUCGCUGCACCAUCUACACGAUAACUUGGGAAACUUUUCAAAUGGCGGAACAUUUUCGAAGUGAAACCAAAUCUUGUUCUCCACAUUUUAUUUCUGAAAAUAUCAGCGAAAAUUGGCGAGUUUUGGCCGAUUACCGAUAAGCCUCAAACGGGCUAAAAUUGGCUAAUUUAACCGACUCGCUGAUAAAUCAGUCUUGCCCUUAUAGGUUAUUUUUAAUUUUCGCUUUCAGUUUGUCAUUUGGUUAUGCCAAGUAGUGCCUGAGUCGAUAUGAAGUUGAACUGAAGCUAACACUACAUCGGCAUCCUCCAGUUCCACUUCAUAUUGACUUAGGCACUACAUGGCCUAACCAAGAGACACAUUGAGAAGUUUAUGAAGCGAAAUUAUUCAAUAACCUUUCAACUAACUUUUUUGCUCGUCUUCUUGUUGUCGUCUUCUGUGCCUAGAUCAUAAAACACUGGUGCAUCAUCAUUAUUGGUCCCCGGCAGCUACUCCCGUUGUGGCUUUUCUUAUUUGCAUCCUUUUAUUUUGCAUUAAGUAACUUUUUUUUUUUUUUUUGCAUCAUCACAUUUUUUGUGUCAUUAGCUUCCGCUGUGCAUUUCUUUUUUUUUAUCUGCACCGUUUCUUUUUUUUUUUUUUUUGUAUCAGUAGCUUCCGUUGUGACUCUUUUUUUUGCAUUCUUUUUUAUUUGCCGCAGUGGCGGUUCUCGGCCACCGUAAUUCUGCAGUAGAAAUCAAAAUGUAUCUAACAGUCGACUUGGUGGAAAACUGGAUCUCUGCAGUGGAAGGUUAUAUUCAUGCAAAUCUAGAAAAUGACUCCACUUUACUGUGUUUUCACUUCAAAGGUAAAACUUUGAUUAUAUGGAUUGCAAAUCUUAAAUGCAGCAGACAACAUCCAUUUCUGAGGGUUAACAGCAUCAGUGUGAAAGCAGUGAGUUAAGGGUUAACACUGACUGACUCUUGUUGGUCCCAUUUGUUAAAAAACAACCUUGUCUCUAACAAGCAGCAAGUGCUAAAGGCCUUGUUCUGUGGAGAAUUAGCAUGGCGGCGCUGAGAGUGUCGAACCAUCAAACGGCUUGUUUGCACCCAGCUGUUUGCUGCUGGAGGAGGGCCCGGCCUCGCCUGUCCUUGCUUGCCCCACUGUGGCCCGGCAGGGUUUAUUCAAGCGGUCUGAUUUUCUCUCUUUCCCCCGCACCGACUUCCUGCUUUUCAUGACCUUUUUAUGCUCCUCUGUGCCCCCAGAGAGAGAGAGAGAAAGACGUCGUAGCUGGACCUUGACUGUCCGGCCUGGGUAGAGCGGUCGACUGGGGAAAACCUCCACAUGCAUGACUUCUGUAAUUUGUUUGCUAGGCCUGUAUUUAUGAGCAUGCUAAUUGUAGGGAGUGCCACGGUGCAGUUAUAGUUGCUGGACUUUGAACGUCUGCUGUUCUGCUGACGGUGUCUGGCUGCUUUUUAAGUUCGUCUGAAUGCUGCUUUAAGAUUUAACUCGCUUGGUUCAUUUUUAUGUCACUCUCUCUCCAAACCGCACACAUCUCCAGGACUGUCGCUGGUUUUUGCCGCUUCUAUCUUUGAGAUAAUCAAAGUUUUAUUAAGCUCGCACAGCGGGGCCUUAACCUUUUGUGAAUGAGCCACCAGUCAAUCCUCCUCAGGUAAAAAUAACCUCAGCGCCCCAGUUUCCCACAUUCAGCACUCGGCCCAUUCAUUCUCACACAUUCCUUCCUCCUUUCUUUGCCGAGGCGAGCUGUCGGCCCCCCUCUCUGGCUGUGAUGGGACUGUCAUGCAGAAAGACACCAUUGUGCUGCGCAGGAUCCCGUUUCAGCCUUGCCUUGUAAUUAAGAAGGGAUUGCGUGGCGAGGGAGUUGUGGGUAAGGAGGUGGGAGAGAGAGCAAAAGGGGAUUGGGUUAGUAGGUAAUUUGGCUAAAAAGCAGAGCGCUGACCUGCUUUGUUGCUGGCAGGCCUGGGAGCCGGCACGCAUGAACCUAACUCCCCCGCUGACACACAGAGCCUUCCUGCUGAGGUUUUGUUCAGUGUGUGUGGGCAUGCGGAGACGCUGUGGACGAGGAGGACAGAAAAUCUCCAUCUCACGUCUCUGUGUGUUUGACAGAAAGUGAGUGAGAGGAAGCUUUCGUUUAACGUGUGUCAUGGUUGGAUCAUUCCUGUUCCCUUUACUCACAUUUCCUCAGUGAAUCAUGGGAAGUGUGGUCAGUGAAAGGCAUUUAUGGGUGCUAAGUCAGUUUUUGUCCUUUUUUCGUAGUAAAUGAAAACAAGCUCAAAUCUCUCACAGACUAGCCUCACUUUUAGGUCUGCCUUCUUGGUGAAAACAGGAAAAACUCACCUCUAAAUACUCAAACAGGCUUCUGUUUUUUUUUUCUCUUUAGUGCAUCAGAGACCAGAGGCAGAGCAGCUCUGAAUCCUCGCCAUGGCAGAUGUGCUAGAGAGUGGCGGGUCAGGAGCCGUCAGAGUGGCCAGUGUGGAUUGGCAGAAACGCUGCAUCGCUCUGGAGAUGCAGCUGCUGAGGUUCCGGCUCCAGGCGGGGAAAAUCCGAGAGCUGCUGGCAGAGAAGGUAAGAGAGAAACUGAUCAGUCUAAAGAGGAUUUUUAGUCUGCUGGAGCGAGCUGCACCCGGGUUCUCAAGUUCAGACUUAGAGCAGGGUCUUGGCAAAGUAGCGUUCACUCAUUAACGAAGAAUAAACGGGUCUGGAUCUGUUGCAUUGAGACACGCAGGGAGUUUUCGGCUCCUUGAAAAGUUUUUCAUUGCUGUUGUGGAGCUACUGUAGUCUGAAAAAGCUAAUCUGACCACCGACACAGAAUGAAACAUGGUGAUAUGUCCAACCUUUAAAGGGAUAUUCCUGCAUAAAAUUAAUUAAGAGUCAAACACACCGUAACACCGAGUUAGACACCACCUUGAGAGAUGAAUGUUGCAGACCGCUUGCUUCUCUAGUUAUACCAACUUUAGUAACAACUGUACAAUAGCAAUACACAGCAGUCUGAGGAGCCAUAAACAAACUUUAACCAAAAUGCCACCCUAUAGCCACAAAUAAUGCUCAGAACAGCACCUAACUUCAUCAACAGUACAUAUAGGGUCACAGCCAUAGCACUAGCCACCAAACAUCUUUUUAGCUUUGACUAAUUUCUUUAGCAAAGAGACCAAAAACAACUCACCUACUCUCUUCCAGCAGCUCCACAACAGCGAUGAAAAAAUGUCAUCCUGCUGACUUUUGACAGUCAAACAUUAAACCUGUCAGGAUUAUUUCAUGUGGAAGUUGUAAACAGAGGGCUGUUUCUUUGGAUACUUGGCUGAUACCUACCUCCUUGCGCUAAACUGAAGCUUUAAAAACAACAAAAUAAAAAUGAUCAGUCUUGUUGCUGAUUGUCUUGUUUACCAGUCUAUUUCAAAAGCAAUAGAAACUCCUCAGUGGAGCUUUAACCUGUUUUAAAACAAACUCUUUUAAGACUUCAAAUUAAAGCUCCUUUAAGAAACCUUCUCUUCAUGUUCAUUUUAGAUACCUCUGUUGACAAAUCCUAAACUCUUAUCUCCUUGGUGAUUCUGCUGACAUGUUUAAUCCUGUUUUCUGGAGAUUAUGAAGAUUUAUUCUUUGAACAAAACAGAUGUAAUUAUGGUUUGUGCGACAUAUUCCCCCUGCAGAAGUUACAAGAUUAAAAAAUAGCUAAAUAGGAAUCUUGAUACUGAUGUUAUUGUUUGUUUUGGCGGCUUAAUCAGAGGCAUCAGUGUUGAUUGUAGUGUGUUUCAUAACUAGCCAAAAACUACUCACAGGAGCUUUAAUUUUCAGACCAAACAUACUUACAUUAUCUAUUUAGUUAGCUUAUUUUUUCUUCAACCCACUUACUCUGAAUCGAAUAUUUAGAUUCAGAAAGUAGUUUAGAAAGUAGCUUUAUCUUUUGAAGUAGUUUUUUGGGGGGUGCUGUGAUGGUUGUGAGUGGAAAGAUGGCAGAAAAUGAAAAGGAGUGACCUUCAAGGGAAGUUUGAGCAGACCAGAAAAUAGCUGUUUGCAGUGCUUGUGAAGCACCUCAGUGACCUUUACAAUAGACAACAAAGAUGUGUUAUUAGUUUGGACAAAGAGGAGUUUGAAAACAAGGGCAGAAAUCUAAUAACUUGCAUCCUUAAAGCAAAGAUCACCAUCCAGUAAAUGGAAAGCAGUUUUCCGGGCAGUAAUAAGAAAAACUAACAAGUUUUCUUACGAGCUUGAAGCUUUCUCUUUGUUGUAAAACCAUUAAGAAAUCAUUUUAUUGAGCGCCAUAAAGAGCAGAGCAUGAAAGUGAAGAUGCCAGAUUCAAUUAUGAACACUUGGAUAAGAGAAGUCCAUAAAUCUGAUUAAAAGAAGAGAUAAUUAAACUUCAGCUUAGGCAUAUCUCGUGUUUGAACUGUUGAUUUGACCCAGCGUCUCCUCACGCUCUGAAUCUGCGGCUGUUUAAAACUGUCGUGUCUCUCCUGCUCUGCCAGAACACUCUGCAGAUGUCAUCAACUCCUUCUCCCCGCAGUGUUUUUAUGCACGAGGAGACAAUUAAAGCCUGUGAAUCAGCCUGAACUACAGGUGUGGAUGACUGUGUGUUUAUGUGUGUGAAGUAAGACAGAUGAGAUUACUCAGCUUAUUUGGUAAACACUUGGCCCACUCACUCUGUGUCAUCACAGGCUGGCUACAGUCGCAGCCAAGAUGAAUAUUUAGCGUUUAACUCAUCGCUCCGAGUGCUUCCCUGAAAACGUCGGGGGAUGGAACCACCAGCCGCCAGCCAAGUGCUUGUAAAGUUGUGGCUGUUGUAAAGCCUGACUACCAAAAAACUUCGGAAAGUAAUCAGCUGUCAACAUGCGAUUCAGCCCUGAAGUGUCUCAAUGAGCGGAAGGAGGAAAAACCGCCUCCUGUCUUGACUUUUCUUGGUUUCUUCGUGGUGGACUUAAAUCACUCUGAGCUGCUCUGAUUCAAAGUGAGAUGGUCUCUAAUUCUGGAGUGCUGGAGAAGUUCAUUCAGUCAGUCAGCAGGAUGUUUACAGUCCAAACAUGACCCAGUGUUUGAUAAGAGCAGGACAAAACCCUGCUGUGUCCGCUGUCAGGUCCUGUCAGAUCUCCAGCUGCUCUGAUAAGAUCCCAUGCAAAAAAACACACAAACUUUUUGCUAAUACUCACAGCUGACUGUAAGGAGGUCAUCAAGAGAGAGGAGAUCCUGUACGAUAAAACUAGAUGAAAAUCUGAAGGUGAAAAAAGGGAUUUCUUUGCAGAUCAACAUUUCUAACGAGUAAAACCUACAAAAUAAUUCCUCUGAGGAAAUAUCAGCUUACAGUCGACUUAUUGGUCGAUACCAUAGACUGUAUAAACUAUAAACAACUUGGUUCUGCCUUCCACCAGUAGACGGAUUUGAAGCUGAAAAGCUCUCGGUAAUUCUGCCAUUUUUCUCCACUUCCUGUUCUCGGAGUGGUUUCACCCAUAGAGGAGGCAGACGGCAUCUAUUCUAUAUACAGUCUAUGAUCAAUUUGAGGCGACCAAAAUUCUGAUUGGUCACUUGAUUUUUUCCGUGUCAAUCUACAGUCAAUGGUUAAUUUCAUCAGGAGGAACGUACCAAGUGCUAAUGGGGGGGGUUUCAGAGCACCCCCAUUUCACAGGUAACAGCCUGUCUCAGAACACCCCCCUUGUUUUCACCAUUUUGGAUUCGCCCAACCCACUGGAGACAGGCUAGAGACAGGAAGAUUGAAGAGCGUCCACAUUAAUCAACAUCCGGUGGGCGAUAUUGUUUUUGUCGGACGGUAGGGGAAAGUCCCGCCUCCUUCGCCUCUGAUUGGCUAGAAAAGCUGGAGCUAAACACGAGCUGUCGGCUCUGUACAUCGAACAGAAAAUUAUCGCACCUCUGAAUCUCCUAACCCUAACCCUAACCUGACAGAUGAUGACGUCUCACAGCCAUAAGGAAUAACAAAUCAGAGCCCAGCACUUCUAGCCAAUCAGAGGCAAAGGAGGGCGGGACCUUCUCCUACCAUCCUGCAAACAAAAAAUUGCAUCCGGUGGUUUGCGAAAUAUAAUAUUUGUGUUUAAUUGCCUUCUUAUGCUGAUAUCAGUAUGUUUCCAUUCCGCCGAGCCACAUCCUCCCGUGUAAGAGUUGGACCCCCCGAUUAGACGAUUUUUGGUCGAAUAUUUCAGGUUUUUGGUCGUCCAAGAAUUUCUUUGGUUGAUCUCGCCCUACCUAUACUGCUACAAUCACAGAUAACUAUAAAACACUAUCAGCGCACUUUAUUUAGCAGUAACCUUUUGGUGCUUUUGUGGUGCAGAACAUGUUACACAAAAUGUCAGCACACAUCUAUCAGUGUAUUGCACGUCUAUGCUCAUUGUAGGCUCUCCAUUUUUCGUGCUGACCGAACUACAAGCCCCCAGUUUUCAUUCCAGCUCCAGUGCCAAGACUAAAGGGGAGUUCCAAGUUUUUUUUUUUUUAAAGCCGGACUAAUUAAUGUCCUUCUCUUUUUCUCCCCUCGUAACACACACAGGUUAAUAGCCAGCACACACUAAUUUUAUUGUUAUAUGUUGUUUUUGGUCGUGUUGCAAAGAAAAGAGCUCCAAUUAUUUUUCGGAGGAGGGGAAACCGACUAAUUAAUCCCCCCUGAACUGAACACACACACACACUUUCAUAUACACACUCAAACAAACACACAUGAAGAGGAGGCCCGUGCUGCUGAGUGUGUUUUUCUGAUUUUUUUUUUGUGUGGAGGGGGAGGUGUGCUGAGUGACUACCAUUCCGUCAUGUUAUUGCUGUUUGGAAAGUCUGCUUCACGCUCUUCAUCUCCUCUCUUGCCAAGUUAGGAGUGUUUUACACAUUGACCCACUUUGCUGUGGAAAAACAUGAAAAAAAUUGACAUGGUUGUCUGUGACACGGCGUUUAUCCCCUGAGGGCUAAGAAGAAAGUGAAGGAGAUGCCCCAUUUGCCUUGUGAGGAGUGUAACAAGACCAGACCUCCGUUCAAAAGUUGUUUUUCUGGAGUUUUUACUGCGGAUUAGGGAGUGUAAUCGACAGCUGUCAGCCUGUGGCUUAUAAAACUAAAACCUCCUCAUACAGCAAGAGAAGAAAGAGACAAGAUCACCUGGAAAAGUGUAGUGAAUGAUUUCUUUUUAUUUUGGUGCUGAAAGACUGAAGAAAAAGUUCAACUUUGAACACAGCAGUCACGUUUUUACGAUUUCCCAGCACUCCAGAAUUAAAAAAGUCCAAAUUUAAUCCUUAUGAGAGAUUUUUACUGGAAUAUCCUCUAUAAAAAUCGAGCUAAUUCAUAAACUGAGCAUUCAUGAAACUUCUCAAAGUUUUGUUUACAGUUUCAAAUGCUGCCCAGCUGUUCUGAAAUCAUCCAAAAUCAACCCUUGUUUAAAAACUGACUCUCAGGUCCAGGACUGUCCUGAUUUUAAGAUCCAUUCAAGAAACCCAGCAUCAUCCACCAAAAUCAACUCAGGAGUUUUGUAUCCAAAACUUCAAACGCCGUGGGGUUUCUUUGGAUAAUCUAAUACUGAACAAAUCAGAUUUCAAGAGCGUCACGUGGAUCGAGAAAUAAAAAAAUGUUGUGUACUGAGAACAGAGCGGUGCUAUCAGUCAGUGAGGACGAGCGGCGAAAGGUCAGCGGGUUUGUAUUUGUGUGUAUAAACAUUUAUUUUACAAGGGGCUUCUUUCCAGGAGUUCGACUUCCUCAGGGAAGAUCUGCAAGUGAAGGUUAGAUACGUCUUUAACUGCAGAAAUUUAACCCCUUUAACAAAACAUAACAGUCAUUUUUGCGCACUUACUGAUGCAGACUCACCCGAGUAUUUAAGUUUGAUUUUGUGAGGGGGUUUAACCUUUAAAGACUGAGCCGGGGUCAUUAAUAACCAUCAGCUGCACACAGUGGUUAAUGAUUCAUAAAGUCGAAUACCAGUUAGAGUAUUGGGUUCACUUCCUUCUCUACUUUGUCGUCAAUCUAAUCUCAGUGUUAGUAAGCAGUUGUUUAGCUCUAACAGAUCUGCUCGCCGUCUGGAUGGCAGAUGAUCCAUCGUCUGUCGCCUGCUCUCAUCUUAUCUUCUCCUUUCUCUCGAUGAUAUACGCCCCUGUUGAACUCCACAAGAUAUUUUUAAAACCUGUAAUUCUGUUAUUGUCAAAGCUCUCUGCCUUGAAAUGAGAGACUAAUAUGUGUUUUCAUCUUCUGUAUCAGCUCACAAAGAUGCCCUAAAGCAUUUUAAUUGUCAGCAGAAGUAACUCAAGCAAGCGUAGCGCUGCCGUGUGGGAGUAUUUCGAGCGGUAGAUUGGUGCUCAGUCGAGUAUUUAUGGCAGCAAGUGGGUUAGCAUGUGGGAUUGAAUCACACAAACUACAAUACCAAAGUUUUCAGUGUUACCAAGUUGGUGUGUUGGAGGUCUUUGGCACAUGGAAAUAGUCUUUGUCAGGCUUUGGCAACAAAAGGACGAUCAAUCUGUUGGUUUGAGACGGUAAGAAAAACACAGAAUAACAUGAUACAUAUCAAAUUAUGGAGCUCGAACUCCUCACAAAGAGCUUUGAGAGCCAUGACCUCUACCCUGUAAAAAAUUCAGCCCCUUCAGCAGCAGCAGCAGAAGUUAACUGUUAAGUAAUGUGGCCUGACAGAUUCAGACAUAGUUGUGUCAUGCCUGCUCAGCAACUCAGGCUCCAACAGUUGGACUCUGUAGUAAGUGGACAUACAGAGACAGACAGGCAGGGAGAUAAACUGUCAGCAUGAGCUCACACAGCCUGUAUUUGUAUCUGAUAGCAGCUACAGGAGCCAGUUUGUUAGCAUUACCUCACCGGUUUGAGGAGGCAGAGAUACGUGGCAUUAGUUCCUAGUGUAGUUCCCCUCUGCCUCUACGUUUGUCCGUUUAAAAACCUCAAAUAGUUCAAUGAAGUUAUAUUAUGAUCAUUCGCUUGCAGUUCCACUCUGCUCUUUCUUGCAGCCUCAUAAUAAUAAUGCUAGUUCAUCAUUUCAAUCCAGUAAUUAAAAGUACAAUCACCUCCUGAUGUCUAAUUUGUCUUUAACCUGCAGUUUUAAAGGGAUAUUCCAGUGUAAAAUUGAGUUAGGGUCAAACACCGUAACACCAAGUUAGACAUCCCGUAGAGAGAUGAAUGUUGCCGACUGUUUGCAUCUCUAGUUAUACCAGCUCACAACUCACCCACUCUCUUCCAGCAGCUGCUUAAGACCUCAGGCCAGUCCAUUAUGGACUUCAGCGGGGUUAUGCAGCUCAAGGAAGAACAUUUAUGAUCAUUUCUUCAUGGAAAUGCAAUCAGACUGAGACGGUAAGGCAGAAGAACUACUGAGUCUGCAGAGCAAAAUGAUAAAUAUGGUGAUUAUUACUUUAAAGAAAUGAUAAAGUAAUGAUCAUAAAUGGUCUUCCUUGAGCUGCGUCACCCCGCUGCAGUCCAUAACGGACUGGCCUGAGGUCUCCCUACAAACUAGUGGCUGCUGGAAGAGAGUAGGUGAGUUGUGUUUAGUCUCUUUGCUAAAGAAAUUAGCUAAGAUAAAAAGAUGUUUAGUGGUUAGUGCUGUGGCUGGGACCGUAUAUGUACUGUUGAUGAAGUUAGGUGCUGUUCUGAGCAUUAUUUGUGUCUAUAGAGUGGCGUUUUGGUUGAGGUUUGUUUAUGGCUCCUCAGACUGCUGUGUAUUGCUAGCGUGUGGUUGUAUUUCAAGUUUGUAUAACUAGAGAGGCAAGUGGUGAACAACAUUCAUCUCUCAAGGUGGUGUCUAACUCUGUGUUAUGGUGUGUUUGACCCUAUACUGAUUUUAUGCCGGAAUAUCCCUUUAAGUUAUACUAUGAUCAUUGGCUUACAGCCAUUCUGAUAACGCUAGCUCAUCAUUUUAAUCCAGAAAUUAAAAGUCUAAUCACCUCCUGACCUCUAACUCGUCUUUAACCUGCAGUUUUAAGGACAGUUUGCUGUGACCUCUGAGGCUCCUUAUAUUGUCCUAAAGUGCUCGCUUGCCUCUUCUGUAAUUGUUGUCGAAUGGUUGACAAAGUAUGUGCUUUUUGGCUCAAGCUCCUCUUGACUCACCGCGAAGCUUUUUGACUUUGAGGCGAGGAGUCGUCCAAUUUACAAAUCACCACCCUGCACUCUUUAUUUUGCUUGUGUGAGCCUUAAUUUGGCUGCGAGGAAGCUCUCAGCUGUUGUCAGAGGUGGAUUCUGGGAAACAGGGGUGACGAGGAGAGAGACAAAGAAACAAAAGAAAGGGAAACAAAGAUGAUGGGAGGAAUUCAGAUGCAUCUCUGGGGCAGAGUGGAUCCAUUAGUGUGUUUGUUCUCCUUUCACCCGGGUCACUGAACUCAUCGGAGCGGGAGACCUGUGUUGAACUUGCUGUGGGAGAAGGCACUUACAGAUGUGUGCAUACUUGCAGGGUGGCGAGUGUUUGCCUUUGAACGCGUGAGUAUGCGUGCUUGCACAAAAGGUGACGCAAGCUUGUGCACACACUUAGUAGCAUUCUUCUAUCACACUGUGUGAAAGAUGUUCGGCCUCCUCUGAGGGGCCUCUUUGCUGCUUCUGCAUUAACCCUGUGCCUUAAAGUGACACUCCUUAUUAAACUGUAUCCUGCAUAAUGUCAAUGAAGUUUCUACCUUUAGCUGCUCUUUCUGGACCUUUUUAUUGUUGUAUUGGAGAUUGAACAUUGGUUUCUUGUUGGGACAUGUCUUCUGAAUAUAGUCAAGUCUUCCAACUACAGUGAUCUUUUGAAUUUCUUCCUUAUGGUAAUAGUUGAUGUGAGGAAUAUACAUUAGUAGGUGGCCCCAACAAAAUGAUUAUUAAUUAAAUUAAUUAAUUACUAAUUUAAAUCAUUUUGAUGAUUGAAAAAUUAGUAUUAACAAAAAUCGUCACCCAGAUUUCUGGUACGGCUCUGCACUGCUUCUCCUAUCUGUCAAAAAAGGCAAUUUUACAACUCACUGGACUCUUUAAAUGCUUAAACAACAUUUGGGAUACCUCAAGGCUCAAUUCUUGGUCCCAUUCUGUUCUUCCUAUACAUGCUUUCUUUAGCUAAUAUCAUCAGUUAUCAUCUGCAAUGUCAUGUCAUAUUUAUGCAUUCGACCCUCAGUUAUACUUCUCCACACAAUCUACCAAAUGCAACAAACUGGAUGCACAAUCCAAAGCUGCUUAUUUUAUUUCUCGUGUAGCAAAGUGCCACGUCGCUCAGUAGGACACUCAGUUUGUUUACAUUUUGUUUAAGAAAUCAAUCCAUUGCGUUUUUCAACAGAGACUAGACUUUCUAAAACCGUUAAAGUCUGACUGGUAUUGCACCAAAUCAGACUAACCUUCCUAGAUAAUGUGGUUGGGGAUCAGGAUCUCUUCCCAAUCAGACAGCUAGACCACUUACCUGGUGGUGUGUCCAUCUGGUAGAGUCCUUUGUGGCAGGUUAUGUCCUGAAAGUUUGUGUCACUACAAGCCAAAAGUGUUGCCCUAUUUUAAAUCUAAUUGAACUUUCUAAAAAUUAAGAUUUCAAGUUUUUGAUCUGCUGUCAGAAUCGAGACGACCUCUUUUUAUUUCUGUUUCAGAUGCAGGAGUUGGAGCAAAGGGUGACAGAGGCCGACCAACGAGCGGAGAGUGCUGAGAAACAGGUAUGGAGAAGUUCUGAAGCUUUGUCCUCAGCUUGUAAAAAAAAAAACACAGCUCAAUUGUUAAAAACUUUCUGAUAUGUGGGGAUGUGGAAGCAACACCAGAUGUCAAGUUAUACCAGCACUUUGGACAGUAGCUGCAUUAGCUUCACUUGCCCAGGAGUCGAUCAUGAAACCCAAUAACUAACUUUGGUGAUACUGUACUAGAUAAUAAUUUGCACUUAAUGUAGUACAAAAAUUUUAACACCUUUUACUUGUUAAGCAGCUACCAAAAGUUUGUCUUUUAUAUUUUGUUUUUCUGUUCACUAAGAUUACACAAAAAACAAUAUGAUCAACUCAUCUAGGGCCCGUUUCUAUUGACAGCUUUUUGUUUGUUUGUUUGUUUGUUUGUGCAGUGUUUAUUUUUUAUUAAACAGAACAAAUGUAAUUCAACACUUUUGGCUUUUUUUGCCCUUAAGUGCAGAAAAAACACUUAGAAAUUCAGAUCAUGGACACUGCCAGAGCAAACAGCAGCUGCUAGUGGACACAGGCCCUAAAUAUUUUGACAUAGAAUUAAGAUUUCUUUAUUCGAAGGGCUUUUCUAAUGCUUUAUUACCACUGUAUGUUCUAGUAACAAGAGGAAAACAAUGUGUUGACCUUGAAUUGAGAUUUUUUUCUCAAAUAUAAAAGUUAGGUUUCUAAGCUCAAGCUCAAAACUAAGCACAGUAAGAGGAAAUCUUACAUUUGGGAACCAUAAAGUAACACAAGCAGGCAGAUUAAGUGUUUUUGUCUGAGUAUGAGUCAGUCUUUGAUGGGAUUUAACAAAAGGAGAGUGCGGUUUAAGGGUAAGAAGCCUCGUACAUUAUAUAUGACACAUACCCUUUCUUGCUGUUCUUUCUAAUCUGCCAUUUGCUGUCAUUACUGGCUGCUCCAGGUGUUUUCUGUAGGUGGUAAUUUGAUGGUGCCCUUUCUUUAAAAACAAGAAAUACCUCAGGGCUUAGAGAGCUUUCUUUCCCGUCAGAGUUGGCGAAAAAAAGGUAACCUCAGCGGUUACUUCUCGGCUUUUGUCUGCUGCCCAUCAAAACCGAUGAACCAUGCAGAUUUAAGCUUUUUUUAGCCCUCUUUGUGUUUUCAAUCCUCUAAUUACGCAUUUCAGAUCCAUGUCAUGGAAGAAAAGCUGAAGUCUGCAAACAUCCAGACCAGCGACUCAGAGAGUUCCUUGUACAGAAAGUAUCAGGACCUGAGCAGCCAGCUUCAAGAUAAAGAUGCUGUGAUAAAGAGAUUAGAGAUGCAGCUGGAAAAACAGGUAUGGAUGGAAACGUCUGAUAAAGACCAGAAAUGACCAUUUAUGUUCAUGACGUAUGGAAAAUAAUAAUAACCCAUAAAUCCUGUUUGUCUGCCUGCAGAUCUUGGUCAGAGCCCAGGAGGCGAAAAUUAUCGAGGAGAAGGCUGCCAAGAUUAAAGACUGGGUCACCUUAAAGCUCAGAGAGGUACGCUCAUAUAUGUACAGAUUACGGCUGCAAAGGCUUCUGGGAUCUGGUGAGAUGCUUCAUAUGGGGUGCAAAAGAGAUGCUUAAAGUGCUUUAUGUACUAUCUUAUCAAUAUAAUUUGGUAGUUAUCAAUCCGACUGAGUGGGUAUGACAUGUGGAGUUCCUCAGGGGUCAGUCCUUGGACCCUUCUGUUCAACUUAUAUAUGCAAUGUGUGUCAAAUUCUGCAGAAUUCUAAUAUCAGCUAUCUUAGUCAGAUAUAUCUCGCAGUCUCUCCACAUGACUGCAGUCCUAUAGAGUCAUUGUGUUACUGUGUAGAGCAAGUCAGAAAUUGGAUGAACCAAAAUUUCCUUGUUUUUGGCAAUAUAGAGAAGAGGGUUGCUGUCAGUAAACACCUUGAGUCACUGUCUUUAGAAACUAAAGACCAAAUCUGGAACCUUGGCAUGCUGAUAGACGCUUUAUAAAUAAAGAUGCCUUGCCUUGCCUAUCUGCACUAUAAUAUAGUUUUUUAAAUUCAAGACCGUCCUCUAAUUGAUAUGUGUGCUGUGUUUCAGAUGGAGCAGGAGAACCAGCAGCUGAAAAUGGCAAACCUGAAGCAGUCAGAGCAGAUAAUGCUGCUCCAGGACAAACUGCAAGGUGAACACAGAUGUUGAAGUCAUAAAGUUGAUGUGCUAAAGGCAAAAAACAAAGCUUUUCUGCAGUGGCGUCAAAAAUUACAGUUUGGAUUCAUUCCCAGAGACUGAUCCGCUGUUGUCGUCUGUAUCUUCCAGCUCUCUUAGAGAAACCUGCAUCCUGUGGAUCUCCUGCCACCUCCCCUGUAAUGGAUACCCACCUGGUGCCCAGCAGUCCGCUGUUUCCUCCCAGCUGCCCCAGCACACCACCUGUCCAAGAUGACAGCUGGAGGCAGACAGGUCCUCGAGGGACCGCCUCUAAUAUCAAGACCUCACCUACAGGUGCGCCACCUUCAGUUCUUCUCAUCCUGGGAUUUGUUUUCAGGAAGUUUUUGAAGCAGUGAAUUUGUGAUUGAAGAGAGUCUCCUAAUCCAGGGAGCAAAGAUUGACUCUAAUGUUACUCCUCUGUCUCCUCAGAUGUGAAAAAGACUCCUGAACAGUCCACUAAAGGGAUCUCUCUUGGAGACCUUGCAGCCCAUGAUGCCCUCUCUCAAAGCUGGAACAGGGAGGGUCCCGGCAGCCCUAUUUCCAUCGGUGGAUCAGAGCUCCCAGCAGGUCCAGACGGCCUUGCAGAGGGCUCCGACAGAGACAACUCCUCCGAUGAGCUCAACAGCAAAUUCCGCUCUCAGUGCCUCCAUUCCUCCUCUUCCUCUUCCUCUUCAUCCUCAGCCUAUGAGAUGGCCCAUGGACCGAGCUCUCUGGAAUCCACGAUGAGAAUAACACCCAAAAGCCCCCUCCUGUCUCGCUCACCCUCCACCAACAACCCGUUCCCCAAUCCUCAGACUCACCUGUCAGGCACCAGCAUGACGUUACCCAAAGUUCGGACUCCGCUCACCCCCAGAGACAGCAUCCAGCUGGUCAAAAAACACUACAGCCAGCCUCAACCAAGUCUAGACCGCCUUCACCACCUCAACGUGAACAUCGACAUCAUGACGCCUUCAUCCACGUCCUCCACCCUCAAGAGCACAGGCACCGCCACCUCGGCUUUUUCGCAGGUUGUCGAGGAAACGGAUAUUGAUGAUGGGCUUCCUGACGGUAUGGAGGGAGUAGUGGAGGGGCCCGGGACGGAGGAGACGGCCCAUGAUGGAGUCUCUUUUGUUGGGCUGGCAGAGGAACUGGAGCGGCUGGAUCCUGAAGUUCUCAAACCACCAACGCCUCCUUUACACCGCUUUCCCUCAUGGGUAUGAAAUACAACGAGUACUGAAUCCUUGUGUUUGAUAUUUGAGGUGUUAAAUCAAAGUCUGCAAAUAUAUAAAUCACUGUGAAUAGAGAUGAAGCCAAACUACUCUGAAAAAGACGCUCACAUUAAACAAAAAAAUACCUUUCACGCAGAGUGGAUAAUUAAUGAAAGAGGAUUAGGGCCGCAUAGAGAGAAAAAAAUAACAGUAAGGAGAUAAAAGUCAAAAUUUGAAGAUUAAAAAUAGAAAUUUUAAGCUCACAAAAUGUCAAAAUGUUGUUAAUAAUGUUGCAGUUUCGAGAUUAAAAAAUUUUCAAAUUUCGAGGAUAAAAUAGAAAUUUCUAGAAUAGAAGUUAAAUUUCGAGAUAAAAAAAUCAAAAUUAUGUCAUUAGGUCGAAAUUUCGAGAUUCAAAAUAGAAAUCUCUAGAUUACAAAAUGUCAUGAAUAAUGUCGAAGAUUCGAGAUUAAAAAAAUGUGAAAUUUGAGAUUAAAGUUGAGAUUUUGAGAUUAAAGUUGAGAUGGAUAAAGUUCAAAUUUGACUUUUUAAAUUUUGACUUUAAUCUCGAAAUUUUGACUUUAACCUUGAAAUGGAAAAUAAAAAAAAUCUCCCUCCUGUAAUGAUUUUUUAUUCUUGUGGGUCUAAUCCUAUUUCAUAUAAACGCCAUGGAUCUUUUUGAUUAAUAGACUUUAAAAUUGGGAGCUCUAAACUCAGCUGGUCUGACUCUCUCAGUUUUAGACUGCCAUGUAAAGAAGAUUCAACCGACAAUUUGCAAAUCCAAUAGGGUUGUUGAUCUUCACUUCCUUUUCUCUGCAAAAAAAUCUGUCAAGCAAGGAUCUCUCUGCUAUUACACGAUAUCUUACUUUUUGAUUAUGUAUCCAAUCAAUGUCAAAAUGAGUGCACAGGAUAUUUCUGACUUUGCUGAUCCUUGCAGGAGAGUCGAAUCUACGCUGUGGCGAAAUCAGGAAUGAGAGUAUCAGAGGCCAGUCCUGGAUCCAGGGGUCUGGGACGAGGUGAGUAACCCACAUAGAGAAGCUAAUAAACUCCUACUGUCUUUAUUUACGUCUAUUUUCUACCUCAGUGACACGUUUAAGGUUUAAAUUGGUGAAUAGAGACAGAAAACCUGUAUUUCAGUGUGUGUGUGUGUGUGUGUGCGCGCGUGUGUGUUGUUCUUGGGUGGUUUGGAAGAAGAGUCAGUGCUGUGAAGUGACAUGUCACUCAGCUGAGUCUAAAUCUGCCGUAAAGGCGUGUGAGUGUGCGGUUAGUUUGGAUCUGUCACUGCAGCCUUUGAUGUCACUUCCUUCAGCCCGAGGCUCCUCCACACACCUGCACAGGUGCGAGCUCUCAGGAGGACGUUCAGACCUCCUCCUUUUCUCUUAAAGAGCUGAGGAAGAGCAUAAGAGUAGAGGUUUAAAGAGGAGCAGGGGGAGAGGUUGCUUUUUAAUCAGCUGUGAUGAAAGGACGGGGGUCUGGCUGUAAUUACGGCUGUGCUCUCUGUCUCUAUAUCAUCCGUUUCCCUCACGCUGAAGUUUGACAGCUCUCUGACUGUUGAGCAGUCUGACUGACUGCCAGCUACUCUGCGCUGACUGCCAAGCUGCUGUUGUGGAUUAAGUCAUAGCUUAUUCAGUUUACUGGGCCUUUCUCGUGUUUGUACCCCAAGAUGUUGUUGGAGUACUUCGAUACUGCCAGAAUUAAAACCAGUAACCAGGUUUGGGUUUGUUUUUUAUUGAAGCUCGAGACAACUAAACAUUUAUUUUACCACAAGGGAAGUUCCGCUGCAAAUUUAUCCAAAUAAAACAACACCUUCACAACUAAAUAAUGGUAUUUUUUCCUUCUGUGCAGACAUUAAAACUGAGGUUAGUGUGUAGGUAUGUGAAUAUUUUAGCCUUAUCCACUUUUCUAUUUUGACUGUGUGGCCACUGUUAACAGUAAAAGACAGAAAAAUAUAGUCUUACCUAUAGUGAUAAUUCAAAGGGAUAUUCCGGCAUAAAUUUGAGUUACGGUCAAACACACCGUAACACUAAUGUAGAAACCGCCACGAGAGAUGAAUGUUGUCGACCUCUUGCUUCUCUAGUUAUACCAACUUUAGUAACGACCACACGAUAGCAAUACACACCGGUCUAUGUCUCCACAUGCAAACCUCAACCAAAACGCCACUCUAUAGCCACAAAUAAUGUUCAGAACAGCACCUAACUUCAUCAACAGUACAUAUAGGGUCCCAGCCACAGCACUAGCCAUCAAACAUCUUUUUAGCUUUGCCUGAUUUCUUUAGCAAAGAGACUAAACACAACUCACCUACUCUCUUCCAGCAGCCGCUUGUUUGUGGGGGAGCCCAGUGCAGCGGAGUUUCGCAGCUCAAGGAAGAACAUUUAUAAUUAUUACUUCAUGGAAAUGCAAUCAGACCGAGACGCUAAGGCAGAAGAAAUACUGCGUCUGCAGUGCAAAAUGAUUAAUAUAAUGAUUAUAACUUCAAAUUUUACUUCAUUUUUACUUAACUUCAUUUUACGCUGGAAUAUCCCUUUAAGUUUGACAGGCUGUUUUCAUGUCUUUUAAUCCAAUUCAUUGUAAAUAGAUGUUCUGCUUUCUUUCCGCAGUGUCUCACUUACCACAAUAUCCGGCGGCAGGUCCGUUCACCCAGAUGAUCUAUAAAAAUAUCAAUGUACCGGUCUACACCACACUGAAAGGGGUGAGUGAAUCAAUCUGAAGUGCUGCUGGAUCUGACCUUUCCUUCGAAUGCAGAUUUUCCCUAAAAUUAUAAUGUGUUUGUUCCAACUCUCUCUAUUGUUUGUUUUAGAAAGCCACUCAGAUCAGCAGUGUACCUCUGCCUGAUGACGACUCCGGCUCCGAGGACGACAGCAGCUCUCUGGCCAGUUUACGGACCUCCAUCCUGAGUCCGGACAGGAAGGGGAGCGUCCCAGGGAGUCCACGUGCUGUGAAAAGAGGUGAGAUUAUGAUCCGCACUAGACAACAUGCAUCUCAUAGAAAGUGCUGUUUGGUUUUGAAGAUAGAUCUCGAAGUCUGGAUUUUUCCAUCUUGAAUUUGCCUCAUGCUUGUUUUUCUCCUGACUGUGUGUACGUCAUGUCUUCUUUAGGUGUGUCCAUGUCCUCCAUUAGCUCAGAGAGCGAUUAUGCCAUUCCUCCUGAUGCUUAUUCCCUGGACAGCGACUACUCUGAACCAGAACAUAAAGUCCAAAGAACCUCCUCCUACUCCUGUGAAAGCACUGGGCCUGUAAGUGGUUUUGAUAAAGACCUUAUGUCUUACACUGCUGGUCUAGAUCAACAGAUUCCUACAUGCAGAAUUCAAUAAUAGAGAAUGCAUGUUGGAAAGUCGAAUCGAAUCAGACGGGAUCUCUGCAGUGAAUAAAUUCCUAUGUCUGCAGGAGACGCUGGAGAAGUCUGGGUACCUGCUGAAGAUGGGCAGUCAAGUCAAAGCCUGGAAGCGUCGCUGGUUCAUCCUGAGGAAUGGAGAGAUUCUCUACUACAAAUCUCCUGUGAGUGUGUCUCUCUGUGAGCCUGCCUGCCUGUCUGCUUCCUUCUAAGGUUUGAUUAUCUGCGCAGAAAACAUUGCAGGAAUAGUUGAAAAUCUUGUGUGUUUGCGUGGAAGAUGAAGGCACAGGUACCACCUCUACUACUCAUCUCUGGUGGCAUUUUAAAACAUCAUAAAUUCUACUUCACAUUUGCAUUUGGACAGUUUGAAUUGAUCAUGAAUAUGCGUGUGUUUGCAGAGCGACGUGAUCAGGAAACCUCAGGGUCAGAUCGAGCUGAACUCGUCCUGCAGUAUAGUUCGAGGAGAAGGAGCGCAGACCUUUCAAGUAAGUGGAAAAUUGGCUCUCUUGGACAUGUAAUGAAUCUGAUAGCUGGACAAAGACAGUAGUAAGAGAGGACAAGCAGACGCACACUCUGAAUGUGUCCUUUUCAGCAGAGCUUUACUGCUGCAUACCAGAGGAGCAGCUUAAAAUGACAUCAGGUAUAACAUUGGACUGGAAUGUUUUCCCGGCUCUUCUGAGGCUGAUUCUGAUCUCCUCUGACACCAUGAUGCUAUCUCAGUCAGCUUGGCUUAGCAUUUCUCCCAUAUUUCUCCUCCUUUUUCUGUCCCAUCAGCUGAUUACAGAGAAGAAGACCUUCUAUCUGACCGCUGAUUCACCCAACAUCCUGGAGGAGUGGAUCAGGGUUUUGCAGAACAUACUCAAAGUCCAGGCCAGCAGUCCUGUCAGUGUGGAGACGACCGCCAAGCCCACCACCAGAGGCUGGCUCACAAAGGUCAGGAGACAGAAGUCAUGAGAUACCGAAGCGGUUAAAUUAGAAAGAAAGCUUUUGUGAAUGCUUGAGAUAAGGUUUCGGCAUUACACGUACACACUAGGAGGAGCAGGGAGCUGUCAGAAGAGAACCACUCCACCAAAUAUGACUUAGUGGUUCAGGAUUCAGGUAUGAUUCAUAUUAAAGCUCCUGUAGGGAGUUUUUUAUUAUUAUGAAACAUACUGGAAUUCAUGUGGAUGCCUUUUUUUAAUAUCCAAAAGCAAAUAAAACCGUCAGUGACAAGAUUGAAGAUUUUAUAAAUUGCCAUUUUUAAUGCUUGAAACUGGUGUGAAGAGGGUAGGUGUUAGACGUUUUUUCAAUUUACAUAUAAAAAUUUUACAAUAAAUUGUAUAUUUGACCGUAAAGGUUGACAGGAUGAGCUUCUUUGACAAAAGACACAAAUUUAGCAUCUAGAGGACACGACAAGCAAAGACUGCUUUGUCCACAGGGGGCGCCAAAAUUGACACAAAAUGAAAGUUUCAUACGGGAGCUUUAAAUUUGACAUAUUCAUUGAAGGAAACAUUUAUACUGCUUUUUUUUUUCUUUCAAUCCAAUCCACUUUAUGUAUCACAUUUUAAAAAACAUUCAAGUUUACCAAAGAGCUUCACAAUAAAAUUAAUGAACAAACACUACAGAAAACAUCAAGAUGAAAUGAAUAAAAGCAUAAAAAACAUUUAAAAUGAAGUAAAAUAAAUGAAAUAAAAAUAUAAAAGACAUGAAAGGACAGAGAUCACACAACUCUCAUGCUAAACUAAAAUCCAAGGAACAAAAAUGAGUUUAAGACGUGAUUAAAAGUAGAAAGAGUGGGGGAGGUUUUAAUCUUGAGUCGGGGCGUAUAAACAUUUAAGAUGUCAGAGAUGUAUUGUGGUGCUGAUCCAUUUAAAGAUUUAAAAACAAUAAAAUUAUAGAUGAAUUCUAAAAUUAACAGGAAGCCUAUGGAGAGACGCAAGAAUAGGAGUGAUGUGAUCAUGUUUUCAUUCACCUGUUAAAAGACGAGCAGCGGCAUCUUAUUUAGCUCUCUUUCUUAUUGUGAAAUAUCAAAGAAUUGUAGAAAUAGCUUUUCAUGUUUGAUUUACUUUCAGAUAAUAUAAGUUGAUUGAUUUGAAUUACAUUUUAUGGUGUUUAAUUAAUUUAAGAGUAUCAGAAAGUUCCAAAAAUGCAAUUAAAACCACCCCAGAGUCAGAUUAUGACUUUUUUUGAAGUAUCUGCAUUUAUUUUAACUCAGAACUGUUGCUGAUUUAAUGCAAUGCAUUUUUUUUUGUUAUUAGUUUCUGGUUAAAGAAUUAAAUGUGUUUUAAAUCCAUACUUCCCAACUCCACUUCCACUGCGAUGCUAAGAGGUAUAGAUCCAGCCAGUCUUUCUCCCUGAAGUGGAUACCAGAGAUAACUUCUUCCUCCUCAGGCUCGGCGUCCUCUUUCAGACAGAUAUGGAAGUGUCUAUCACUCAGGUGCUGGUGGGGGUUUUGACAGAGCUCUCUUCAGGCAGAUUCUUGAAAACCUCCUUCACGUUGGGACACGGCUGUUAAGACCCGAGCCGCUGGAAUGCUUGACAUCUCUUUUCCCCUUCAAACCUCCUCUUCUCUUCUCCUUUCUUUAGCCAGAGCCAGUCUGUGGGUAAAAUUAAGACUCUUAAACCCCUGACUUGUGUGUGUGAUGGGUCUCUGACAGAUAAGUGACAGCCUCAAACUGGGAUGAUGAAGUCCAUGUCCUCUUCCUAAGAGCUGUCUUUGAUCUGCUGGUUAUAACGUGAUCUCGGAGCAGACAGGGGCUGUCCUGCCUCUCUGCAUAGUUAACCCCGCUGACCCCUCUGAGGGAGCACAGCUGGCUUUGUGAUAAUGGCAUCCUCGAGUGACAUCACUGCUCCAUCCAUAUUUCUUCUACUCUCUGACAGUAAACUGUUACAUAAAAAGAGGUUAUAUCAUCUAAAGCUGCAUUCUUGGUUACGGAGGAAUCUUUUACAUUACACGCUUUUUACAUUUUACUUUGGAAGGAGGAAAAUAUCUUUGACAUCUGCUGGAAAUCUGCAUAAAGUGACACUUUUAUAACACCGUCUCUGCUGCUGUGUUUUUUGUUUCAGGUCAAACAUGGACACUCUAAGCUGGUGUGGUGUUCUCUGGUUGGAAAAGUCUUCUACUAUUAUCGUAACCAAGAGGACAAGGUUUGCAAAAACACAUUUUUUCCUAUUUCUAACAAACUUAAUAACACGCUCUAUCAAUUUGUCCUAAUUUAAAGCUAACAAUGUACCGUAUGUAAAUCAAAAUUUAAACAGAAUGUGGAAGUGUCUGAGUUUGCAAAAAGAUGGUAUCCAUCAUUUUUCUCUUGCUUAAUUUAGAGCAAUGUAAAAUAUAUAUAUUACAGACCCACUCCGAUAAAAAUAACGUUUUUUACAUGUUCGUUUUUCUGAUGCUAAAGGACAUAUCAUGAGAAAAAUAAGUGCAAAAUUGCAUUUCUGACUAUUUCUUUAUUCAAAUCGCUGUGAAUCUUUGGCAAACCCAAACAGCAGGUUCAGAAACAGUGAGAUUUCUUACAUCACAAAUCCAAGCUCCGCCCCUGGAGCCCCGCUAUGCAGGCCAAACUCAAAGUAGAGAAGUAGAGAGGAUGAUUGCGGAACACAUAAGCGGAUUGCAAUGCUCGUAAGAAAGCGAAUUAUGAUAUUUACUUUCAUCACGCCCAUCAGUGCUAAUGAAUUGCUAAUGAUCUACUGGAGCUCUGCAGAAGAAAAGCUCUUGAAAACAACACAGCUAAUGAGAUUUUAGCUAAAAACUUCAUAAUCACAGUUUAAAGUACACUCAGAACACUUUAAGUAGUAAAAAAAUAGGAUAGGAGUUAGACUUUAAAGCUCCUGUAAGGAGUUUUUGGAUAGUUAUAAAACAGACUGCAAUUACUAUAGAUGCCUCCUUAUAAGCUCUCAAAGCAAAGCAGACCAUCAGCAUACAGUCUGAUCAUUUCUGUGUAGUUAUUUUUAGGUCUAAAAUUGAUGAUUGCAAAGAUUCAAAGAGAGCAGGUUGACAUUUUUUUUUUUUUUUAGCUAAAAACCCUUUAAAAUGUGCCAGUAUUAUAAAAUGUUAACUGUCUUCUUGUAAAAUGAUAUUGUGCUUAAAAUAUUUAAUUAUAAGGGUUCAUAGCUUUAUUUCUCUUUCUUCAGCUGCCUCUGGGUCAGCUGCAGAUGCGGGAGGCUUCGGUACAGGAAGUGGAUCGCUCCUGUGACUCAGACGAGGACUACGAGGCGGGUAGUCGAGGUUUCCUCUCCUCACACUGCACUUUAGUGGUCCAGCCCAGAGACCAGAGCCCCACAUACCUGCUCAUCGGCACCAAGCAGGAGAAGGUUACUGCAACACGCGGUGUCUCAAGUGAUGCUGAAUUAUCUUCUCUGGUAUGAGGUUUCAACAAGAGUGUGUUUGUCUGCACAGGACACAUGGUUGUAUCACCUGACUGUAGCUGCAGGCAGCAGUGCGACCUUUAAAGUGGGCACCGAGUACGAGCAGCUCAUCGGGAAGCUCCUCGAUGCAGAGGGAGACCCAGGUGAGAAAGACGACAUCCUCAGUUAGAGUCAGCUGAGAUCUGGAUGAAGAUUUCACUUCAAGUUUUAUUAAAAAUACUCCUGAUAUGGAGCGUUACAAAGAAAAGAGAUGGUUUUAGUUUACAGACUACUUUUCCUCUUGUGUUAUUUAAAAAUCCAAACAGAGACUGCUUUCUUGGUUAUUUUUAAAGGUAUAUUCCGGCGUAAAAUUAAUUUAGGGUCAAACACACCAUAACACCAAGUUAGACACCCCCUUGAGAGAUUGAUGUUGCCGACCGCUUGCUUCUCUAGUUAUACCAACUUUAGUAACGACGGCACGAUAGCAAUACACAGCAGUCUACAUCUCCACACACAAACCUCAACCAAAACUCCAUUUCUUUAUCAUUUCCUUGAAGUAAUAAUCACCAUAUUAAUCAUUUUGCACUGCAGACGCAGUAGUUCUUCUGCCUUAGCGUCUCGGUCUGAUUGCAUUUCCAUGAAGACAUGAUCAUAAAUGUUCUUCCUUGAGCUGCGUCACCCAACUGUAGUCCGUAAUGGACUGGCCUGAGGUCUCGCUACAAACAAGCGGCUGCUGGAGGAGAGUAGGUGAGUUGUGUUUAGUCUUUUUGCUAAAGAAAUUAGGCAAAGUUAACAAGAUGUUUGAUGGCUAGUGCUGUGGCUGGGACCCUAUAUGUCCUGUUGAUGAAGUUAGGUGCUGUUCUAAGCAUUAUUUGUGGCUAUAGAGUGGCUUUUUUGUUGAGGUUUGUUUAUGGCUCCUGAGACCACUGUAUAUUGCUGUCAUGCAGUCGUUACUAAAGUUGGUAAAACUAGAGAAGCAAGCGGUCGGCAAGAUUCAUCUUUCGAGGGGAUGUCUAUUUCGGUGUUACAGUGUGUUUGACCCUAAAUUAAUUUUACGCCGGAAUAUCCCUUUAAUGAAGACAAUAAAAAGGAGGAGGUUAAAAUCUGAUCCAUGUUAGGGUUUGUAUUGUAGCAUUCAGACGCACACAGAAGUGAAAUAACUGACAGAAAGUCUUUAGGCGGUCUAAGUCUCUCUAUAAGUGGACACAAAUGUACUCAGUAGCUCUCUACAUGUUAUUUUGAUCCUGGAUGUCUGAGCGCCUUAAUCCACUCUGCAGACAGUGUUUACAACAUGAGCUCUGUGUGUGAGUUUUGGUCAGCUGUUGAGUCAUUACAGCUUUGAAACUUAAUCUUUGCGUUUGUGUGUGCAUGCAUGUUGGUUUGUGUGUGUUUAUGUGUGUGUGUGUGUGUCCUUCUUUUCCCAGAGUCCACCUUGUGGAAGAGCGAGGCCUUGAGUUUCUGUAAGGAGGGUCUGCGCUCGCCUCUCACCACGCUGCCCUCUGAAGCUCUGCAGACAGAAGCUCUCAAGCUUUUCAAGGUCCGCCUCUCCACCUCUAACCUCUCUGUCUGUCUCUUUUGAAUCUUUUUUUUCCUCUCCCUCUCAAUCCUUUCUCCUGAAUCCUUUUUUUCCUUCUGCAUCCUGCUCUGUCGACGAGGGUCUGUUCAAAGCAUCAUCCACCCUACUCCAGUUUUUCCCCUCUAUAGCCCCCAUUAUCCCGCUCCUCCUCCUCAGAUGCACUCUGCUGCCCUCCUCCUCUCUUCCCUCCUGCCUCCAAACCAGAUCAAAGGCUGGAGGACGAGGGCCCCAGCUCAUUAAAAGUGUGGAAGAGAGAUAAUGGCCUUGAUUAUCUGCUCUGAUUGAGGCUAACUGUCCUCUGGUGAGAAAGGAGUCCCUUCAAAGCAGAGACAUGGGAGGUCAGGGCCUUUAGAAAGUGGCAGCAAUGGAUAUGGAAGCCACAGGAUGAGGUGGGAGGGGAAAGAGACGCGCCUUGUAGGAAGAUGGCAGAUCCUUUUCCUCUUUUUUUUCACCCUCCUCACGCCUCACAACCCCGUCCGCUGCAGUCACCACACUGCAGGAUUGAAAGUUGAAUGGAUCGGCUCUCCCUUUGACCAGCCAGCCUUAAAAAACAGUCCCAAACACACACCCACACACACAUAUUCACACAAAGAAGAGGCAGAGUGAAUGGCAGGGACGAGCUUUUCAAGUCUCCGCUUUACUUCGAGCCUUUGAAGUUUUAAUGAAUCUGACAAGACUGAUGAAAACUGUUCAAUUGGUUCUUUGUCUUCAGCUGUGCAUGUGGAUCAGAACAAAGGUCACUUCAGAAAUAAUGACACAUGUUUGAGCUCUGUCUGACCUCAUGCUGUCUAUUUUUAUCUCUCCUGGCAUGAAUAUUAUUAUAUCUGUUGAUUGUGGCCGAUCUGUGCGUGCUACCCUGUUUUCUGCUUUCUAGAGCCAGACUAUCUGUUUCCACCUGUUUGCAACUUUAAUGCUAAACAAGACAAAUCGCCUCCUUUUCUGUGUAACUUCAAAAGAAUGAAGACAGAAAUUUAAAAAAGCUUUUAUAAAACUUUAACAUCACAAAAUGCUCCACGUUUCACACUUUAGAACAGCCGACUGACUGCCUUUCUGAUCUUCCUUCGGAAAACAUAAUUUUAUUACAGUAGAGGGUGGCCAUAGAAACUGUUGUUGUAAAGCACAGCUUCCACCUUUUUUUUUUUUUUUUUUUUUUUUUCCCCAGCCUGCUUUUGAGGAAGCGGUGAGAAGAAAGGGGUAACAAUUCGGGUUGUUAUGUUGUCAUGUACAUUUAUAUUUUGAAAAAGAAUAAGUAAAUAAGUGAAUAAGUAAAGUAUUAAAAAAUAAAUAAACAAAUAAUAUAAAAUCUAGGGACCCUCAUGACCCCUUAAUGUCCUGAUUGUGUUUGAAUAUUUAUUUCUUUUCAAUUUCUUAAAAAAAAGUAUAAUUUAAUUACAGUCGUUGAUGGCCGUAGAAACUUCUGUUAUAGAACACGGCUUUCACCUGUUUUUUAUUUUUAUUUUUAUUUUUAUUUAUUUUUUGUAUUUUUUUCCUCCAACCUGCUUUUGGGAAGAGGGUUGAAAGAAAGAGUAAUUGUUUGGGUCGUUAUGUUUUUAUGUACAUUGAUAUUUUAAAAAUAAGUAAAUAAAUAAUAAUAAUAAUAAUAAUACAUUUUAUUUAUAACACGCUUUUACAGGUUCUCAAAGACGCCUUACAAAGAAGAAAAAAUGAAAAUAAAAAACACUAUUUAAAAUACAGAAAAUUUUGGGAAAUAAAACCAACAAUGUAUGUAAUGUGUUUUUAGAGGUGAUUUGAAAGUAUGGGGGUCUGUACAGUCUCAGAUGGGUUUGGGGAGUGAAUUCCAGAGGAUGGGGGGGGGCGAAUAAAUAAAUAAAUUAAAAAAUAUAAUAAAUAAAAUACAAUCUAGAUGAACCAAAGCUCAAAACUAUGACUGUCUGUGAAAAAAAAACAACUUUAUUCUCACAAAUGUAUAUCUCUUUUUCCUGAAAUCUCUCUUUUCUUAUUUUACUGCACUGAUCUUCUCGUCUAAAUGUUUUUAAAAUCCCUUAAAAUUGCAGUAAAACUGAUUUCUGUAGUUUUAAGAUGCAUUCAAAAUAUCCAUCUUCCCUUGUGUGUGUUUGGUGCCACCUGCUGGUCGUGCAGAGGGAUUAAUGAAGCGUUCCCCUCUCUCUCUGCAGUCCUGUCAGCUCUUCAUCAAUGUGCUGGUUGAGUCUCCAUCUGUCGAUUACCACACCUCCCUGGCCCAGAAUGCUUUGCAAGUGUGCCUGACCCACCCUGAGCUGCAGAACGAGAUGUACUGUCAGCUGAUCAAGCAGACCAACCAUCGCACGCCGCACAACUACUCCCUGACGCAGGUGAGCCGGGCGCAAAAUGAAGCCUGAGGAAGCAGACGCAGAAAAUUUGAACACAUGUCUUUAAUUUUCACUUUUAAUGUCAUGCAAAUUUCACAGCAGAAAUCAUUUUAUAUCCUUAUGAAAUGAAGAUUUUCCUCUUUUUGCCUCCUCUCUCUCUCUCUCUCUCUCUGUAGUGCUGGCAGCUGUUGUCUCUGUGUGUAGCUCUAUUUCUUCCCCAACAACAUUUCCUUUGGUACCUGAAACAGUACCUGCAGCGAAAUGCAGACCCAAGGUGAGUUUUCUUAUUAAAGCAAAGAACAAAACUUUCAAAAUAAGAAUUAUUCAUGAACAGCUCAUGAGUUCCUAUCUUUGUAUUCUGCAGGAGUGAAGUGGGGAAGUACGCCGUGUACUGUCAGAGGUCUGUGGAGAGAACUCUGCAGAACGGGGAGCGGGAGGCCAAACCUUCACGUAUGGAGAUCGUCUCCAUUCUGCUGAGGAACCCAUACCACCACUCACUACCAUUCAGCAUCCCAGUGCACUUCAUGAACAACACCUACCAGGUAAACUUCAGCAGCUGAUUUACUAUCAUACGUCUGUUGUUGCUGUUCCUCUCUUGAAGCUGCAGUUGAAGCUGAAAGUUCAGAUCAGGACUUAAAUCCUUUGAACUGUGAUUUGAACAUGUGUUGGGGUAGAUUUAGAUGAAACAGCAAGUCUCUUUAAACGUCUCAUUCAGAAAGUCAAUGUGAGAUAUGCAAGAGGGACAUGAGAUUCACCCAGUCUGAUAAAUCGGCUUAAAUAAGGAAAAGAAACAAAAAAAGUGAUCAAUCAGAAAAGUCCUGUUUUGUUUCUGCUGUGUCAGAGAAUUUUUGCCCCUCUUAAACAGUCCAGGUCAGACCCAGGGUCCAAAUAAAUUGGCCAUAUUUCAUAAUUGAUUUUCCUGAAUAGAGAAACUUCAAUCAACUCAGUGAUAAUGAUAGGAUGGCAGCAGCGGAGGAGGCUUCUGGAGUGAUGAAAUGAAGUGUUCAAGGGUUUAUUGCGAGCUACAAAAGCCAGGAAAAUCUGCAUGACACAAAAUCCUCCCACAAGAGAGUGGCUGAGUUUGGUUUGGUCGCAAUAAGAGCCUGUGGGGAAAUACAGCAAGCCUAGUGCUAGUUCAGGCAGGCCAGGGAGUCAAGUCCAGCCAACAGUAGCUACGUUUACAUGGAGCCAAAUAUUCCGAAUAGAAUCGGAAUAGAAGCCCAAUCGGAAUGAAAAUGCUCCAUAUAAACACCUCAUUCGGAAUAAACAGGCCCAUUCCGAAUGGAAUUUCAUUCCGAUUCACAGGGGUAGAAUAUUCCUUUUCCCAUUCCGAUUAAAAGCAAAAUCCUGUCAUGUAAACGGUGAAUCGGAAAGUUGUCAGGCUGGGUUCUGUCUGCGCAUGCUCUGUCCUGAUGUAAACAAGCAGUGACGUAUGACUCACAUGGUGGGACAUCAUGUGACAACAUCACGUGAUGUUUGAAGGUAUCACACACAGACAUAAUAAAAGAUAGACCCUGCAUCGGCCGCUACCACGAAUGGGCGCUGUCGAGAAAUGCGGCCGCCAUCUUGGUUCGGUCAUCCGCCUCACUCUGCACCGCUGUUUAACCGGCGGAAUGAAGUCUGAGCGCAUUAAAUGAAUCAUAGUUCGCUCAAUACUAUGUAAUUUUCUUCUCUGCAAACGCCAUUCAAAGAGACAUGAUAGAGGCCAUAUUUUUUUUGGCGUUUUCAAAUACUCAGAAUGAAUAAAAUGAUAUUUUAGAACAUGGCAGCAGUGGCUGUAUUAUAGUAUAACAAUUAAUCAAGGAUAUAUCUAGGUUUAGAGCUAGGUUCCUGCUAUGUCUCAAUAAUUAUUUAUAACUGGCGGUUUUAAGAGGCCAAUUCAAUAUAUAUUGAUUUGAUUAUAUUUUAUUUAGUUUAAUUUUAUUUAUCCAUUUGUAGACACACACAAAUAAUGUCAUAUAGAAGCACUAUUUUAAUAACUGGAAAAUACACACAAAGAAAUAGCCUACAUAUCAAUAAAAAUUAAACACAAGAACAGCAUGACAGGCCAGCAUCUAAACUACAUAUCAAUUUGCUUGUUGGCUACACAGCACAGAGGAAUCACUUGCUGCGAAUUUCUCCCUCUAACAGCAAUCUCCCACUUCUUCCUCAAGUUUUUGUCCUUAGGAAAUCUUCAAAAUGAAACAGGAGAUCACCACAAAGAAAUCUUUAAUAAAACAGAUAAUAAAACAGAGCUCACUUUCUUCCUUCUUCUUUCUAUUUUAUUUCUUAACGUUUCUUAGAACAUCUCUCAAACAAAAUUUUUUCAAUCUAAUGCAAAUCUGUUGAUAAUAGAGCAAAGUUGCUAUUAUUGUGAAUAAGCUAGCUGUUCGCAAAUGCUGUUUCCGUAUGGGAAGCUUGACCUGACCAAGAUGGCGGCCGCAUUUCUCGCUGCGCAGCACCCCCAGCGGGGUCUAUCCUUUUAUUAUGUCUAUGGUAUCACAUGUCUGUAAAUAGCUGUUCCGAUUGAAUGCCGUGGCACAUGUAAACACCAGAUCAGAAUAGAUCGCUUCCAUGUAAACAGUUCGCCUGGGAGCUUCAAUCGGAAUGAUUAUAAUCCGAAUGAGAAAAAAGUCUGCAUGUAAACGUGGCUUUUGGCAUUUUACUCUCCAUGAAUAACAGUCCUUAAAGCUUAAGUGUCUAAAAAGUUGUGAAACCAUGACUCUCAUGUCUCUGAAAGUCCCAUAUUUCGUCCACAGAGGUAAACAGGUUGUGCUUUUUUUUAACUUUCUGUCACAGGUGGUGGGUUUUGACGGCUCCACCACCGUGGAGGAGUUCCUGAACACACUGAAUCAGAGGAUUUGUGUGAGGAAGCCUCAGCUGUCCGGCUUUGCCCUUUUCACCGAUGAUCCAUCAGGCAAAGACCUGGAGCACUGCCUGCAGCCGUCUGCCAAGGUCAGUCUCUUUCUCUCUCUAGUGUUUUCAUGAUUUAAAAUAUUUAUCUGCGACUUCUUGAUUUUUAAAUUCUGUUAUCCAAACUGCUUCUAUUUUGAUUUUAACUCAGUCCUGAUAAAAGUGGUAACUGGACCACAUUUACGGCUCUUUUUUGGCCUCUUUAAAUACUUGUCUAUUGAGUUUAGGCUACUGCCCCCUGCUGGAAGAACCAAGGAUAAUAAAAAUAACUGAGCUGAUUUGUGUCCUUUCUGUUAGAUCUGUGAUGUUAUUUCUAAAUGGGAGCAGGCCCUCAAAGAGCUGCAUCCUGGGAAAAAUGAGGGGACAAGGAUUGUUCGUCUCACAUACAAAAACAGGUAGGAUUUUUAUCGCAGAGACAGAUGUGCCUAAUACAUGUCUAUCAGACAAAUUCAGAGUUUCUUUCAAUUCUGCACAUUCAGAUUGAGCUUCAGAUCUCAGGUGAAAGGGGAGACGGAGCGAGAGCGCCUCCUGCUGGCGUACCAGGUGAAUGACGAGGUUCAGCAAGGCCACUUCCCGGUGAACAAAGAGCUGGCUCUCGAGGUGGCCGCCCUCAUGGCACAGGUCGGUACACUCAUCAGACAUCCACCUUCACAGCUAAGGACCUCCUCUUAAAAUAUUCUUUAUUUUCCUCACCUGUUUUUCCUCUUUUUACACUUUUUAUAACUCAGGUUGAACAUGGUGAUCUGGAGAAGCCGGGUCCUUCCUCUCCUGCUAGUUCCCCUCAGCAUAAAUCUCAGCUGAUUCUCCUGCAGGCCUUAGAGCGCUUCUACCCCAAACGCUACAAACAGGACUGCAGUCCAGAACAGCUCAGGUAAAUAAACACUUCAGUUACACAAAUCAACCAUCAAAUCUCAGUCUGUGCGCUAAAAUCUGCAGAUAUUUUGCAGCAACAACACUUAAAACCCUCAGUCAUAAAUCGGUGUCUCUCAGGAGGACCAGAUCAAACAAAGUUCUGCAGGAUGAUCUUGUUCUGAAUUACCCACAUAUGAAAAAUAUCUACUUGUUUUCUUUUAGAGAUCUUACUGAGCGUCUGGCCACUAAGUGGUCUAUGCUACGUGGGUGCAGUGCAUCCGAGUGUGUGAGAAUUUAUCUAACUGUGGCUCGGAAGUGGCCGCUGUUUGGAGCCAAACUCUUCAGCGCCAAGGUAAGAAAAAAAAAAGAUGUCAGUCUGAUUUUAAAGUUUGUCAUCUUGAGUGAGAAAACCUUAACGCAGCCACCAAUCCCACUUUCAAGCACAGGUCAGACCAGUUUGAGCUCCUGAAGAAGACCCAGACAGGAAGCCGUAACGUUUACAGGCACAGAUGACACCUGAAACAUGACCUCUCUUUAUUUGUCCUGUCCACAGCCGGUCCCUCCCUCUCCUGUCGAGCAGAACCAGGUGUGGCUGGCAGUCAAUGAAGACGGGCUGUGUGUGUUGGACUACACUAUGGUGAGUUUCAGACUGUUACACUAUUCAGGCUGAAGUAUUUAAAGGGAUAUUCCGGCGUAAAAUUAAUUUUAGGGUCAAACACACCGUAACACCAAGUUAGACACUCCCACAAGAGAUGAAUGUUGCUUUGUUGCCAACUUUAGUAACAACUGCAGGAUAGCAAUACGCAGCAGUCUGAGAAGCCAUAAACAAACCUCAACCAAAACACCACUCUAUAGCCACAAAUAAUGUUCAGAACAACACCUAACUUCAUCAACAGGAUAUAUAGGGUCACCGCCACCAAACAUCUUUUUAACUUUACCUAUUUUUUUUAGCAAAGAGAUUAGACACAACUCACCUACUCUCUUCCAGCAGCCGCUUGUUUUCACAGACCUUGGGUCAGUCCAUUAUGGACUACAUUGGGGUGACGCAGCUCAAGGAAGAACAUUUAUGAUCAUUUCUUUAUCAUUUCCUUGAAGUUAUAAUCAUCAUAUUAAUCAUUUUGCACUGCAGACGUGGUAGUUCUCCUGCCUUAGUGUCUCUGUCUGAUUGCAUAUCCAUGAAGAAAUGAUCAUAAAUGUUCUUCCUUGAGCUGCGAAACUCCACUGUCCAUAGUAGACUGGCCUGAGGUCUCGCUACAAACAAGCAGCUGCUGGUAGAGAGUAGAUGAGUUGUGUUUAGUCUCUUUUCUGAAGAAAUUAGGCAAAGUUAAAAAGAUGUUUGGUGGCUAGUACUAUGGCUGGGACCCUAUAUGUACUGUUGAUGAAGUUAGGUGCUGUUCUGAGCAUUAUUUGUGGCUAUAGAGGGGCGUUUUGGUUGAGGUUUGUUUAUGGCUUCUCAGACUGAUGUGUAGGGAAGCAAGCCGUCGGCAACAUUCAUGUCCCAAGAGGGUGUCUGACUCAGUGUUACUGUGUGUUUGACCCUAAAUUAAUUUUACUUUGAAUUUUUCCUUUGAAUUUUUCUUUUUUUUUACGUUUAAGCAAACAGAGUAAUCUUUUUUAACACAUUCCUCCUGCAUUCACUUCUUAUUCAAGGAAAAUUCUCAUAAACAUUUUGAAUGUUAUAUAUGUUGACAAAGUCAGGGCAAGAAUCCAGUCAGACGCCUGUCUGGGCUGGAGCUCAGCCCCGCCCCCCAUAAAGCAGGUAGCAGGUAAAGCUGUGAGACAAAGUGAGACGUUUCAGACUUUGGACUUCAGUUUUUAGCUUCAAAAAGGAGAUAUUUCUUUACAACUGCACAGCUCAGCUGGCUGGACCACAGCUGUGGAUCUUGGUUGAUCCAAAGGUCUCAAGUGAUUUUAUUUUUGUGGUUCUCCAAAUACCAGAAAUCCAAAGGAAAAUAAAACAUUCAGCUUCCAAGUAGACAUUCUUCACCGACAGCAGUUACAACAUGUAUUGAUGUUAGCUUGAGCUUUGUAAUUUUCAGCUGCCAAUGUGGAUAUAUUUCAUCACUGGUCUGGCUGGAGGUGCUGCUCAAGAGCUUUCAGACAGUCAAGAACAAAAUCACAAGAAGUCUGUGGAAAAUCUUGCCCUCUUCUUCUUCUUCUUCUUCCCCAAAUUGCUCUCAAAAAAACAGCAGAAACCAAAAUUAAUUCCAGACUCUAUUUUAAGAUCAGUAAUAAUACCUGAGCGUGCUUCCAGUUCACAUCUGUAUCACUGCACACUCUAAACCGGUCACGCUUCUACUUUUCAGCACACUCUGCUCACGUACUCCUACCAGUCUGUGAUUACCUUUGGCGGCUGCCGUGAUGAUUUCAUGGUGGUCACGAGCCAGCAGAGGGAGCCAGGGGGCGGGAAGAAGAGCGUGGAGAAGCUGGUCUUUGCGAUGGUGAAACCAAAGGUGAGUCAAGUUCUUCGGUUGAAAUGAUAGAGCUUCACCACCGGGAUUCACAGGGAUCAGUCUUGACCACUUCAGGGGGUAAUUUUGCUGUUAAAAAGAGAUCUGAAGGGAUAUGAAAGAGUAGCUCAUUUAACAAAAUCAAGUACCUGAAUACCAUCUGAUUUUAAUUAAAAUUAAUCCACACGCUGAGUUAGCUAUUGUGAUCCAAGGAAAACUCCUUAUCUGCAGCUCAGGAAACUGAAGAUGAAAAUGACAAAAAAGAUUCCUAAACCAUUAAAAUGUCUUAAAAUAAUGGCUGAAUAAUUUAAAAUAUUAGCUUAAUCUGGGUGAAUGAAUUAAAUUAAUGAAAGUAGUUGAUUAAGAGUUUAAAAACUGAGCUGAAAUAAUGAAUAAAUGGUUUUUAAUCAGCGAAAGAUUGAUGAAGAAUUGAAAGAUAGUUGAAAGAGUUAAAGUAACAAACAGAGACAGCUCAAAAUAUUUUAAAUAGUUAAAAAAAGUGAUGAAUUUAUGAUUAGAAUAGCUCCAAAGAGUAUUAUUGGCUGAAGUAAUGAGCUUUAAGUUAUAAAUAACUUGCUGGUAGAAAGUUAAAACAGCUCAAAGUGGCAGAUGAAGUGUCUAGAAAGUAAAAGUUAAUAAUAAAUUCUAAUAAUAAUAAUAAAUUUCAUUUAUCGCGCGCUUUUACAGGUGGUCAAAGAUGCCUUAAGAAGAAAAUAAAAUAAAAAACACAAUUUAAAAUGCAGAAAAUUUUUAGGAAUAAAACCAGUGAUGUAAAAGGUUAAAAAAAGACAAUAAAACAACAUUUCACAGGUUGAAAACCAAUUUAAAAAGGUGUGUUUUUAAGGAGUGAUUUAAAAGUGUGGGGGUCUGUACAGUCUCGGAUGGGUUUGGGGAGUGAAAAGUUAGCAAGUAGAUUGUUUCAAAAGCUUUAUGUUAAUGUUUUAAAAGCUUAAAAAUGGCAAAAAGCUUUAUGUUCAUGCUUGAAAUAGCUUAACUUAUUGAAAUAAUAAAAUGGUUAACUUCAACAAACAUGUAGGUCACUAAAAUUAGCUUACAGAUUAAUGAAGUAUUAAAUAAUAAUGUCAGAAAUUGGGUCAUGAAUAAACUAAUAUUCAAAACAAAAACUGGAAGGAAAUAAGAACCAGCUACUGCACUAAAUAACCUUUUUUUAAACAUGACAUUUGUUGAUAGUUGUAUAAUUAUGGUGUAUAAACAGUUUGAAUGACUAAUCUUUAAACAACAUAAAUUAAAUACAGAGCUCCAAGUCGGCCAUAAAAAGCUGCAGUAGUUGGUUUAAAAAUCCAGAAUAAUAAGAUAAAACUAAAAAAAAUAUUUGACAUUGAAAUCUCAGAGUUGGAUGGACAUUUGCUUCUGUCUCAAGUGGUUUAGAUUUUUAAAAAUCUAGCUAACCAGCCCAACCUUUGGCCUUUUGAGUGUCUAACCGUUAUAGUUACAGUGUUUUAGAGGACUGUGGGGUGUUUGUUAAAGAGUAAUGAAUGAUGAAUGAAUGAAACGUGGUUCAGAUGGAUUUACGGUGAAGGUGUUACAAGAGUUAUAAAAUGCUCUGUAGAUAAGGAAAGCAGGAUUAAUUCCUGUUUUGCAGAGCUGAAAUUAAAUGGAGAAAACAGGCUGUUCCUCCUGUGAAAUGAGCAGAAUCUCAGUGGUGCUGUAACACAGAGUCAGAUUACCGCCGUGGCUGACAUUAAUCACAGAAACUUCACUCUCAGUAGAGGAUCGGUUCAGUUUCUCAGCUUCUCUCUGGGUCUCCUGCUCCCCGUGAUCAAAUGAAACACAAUCAUAUCGUCAUGUUAAAGCCAUUACUCUCACUCUAACCCUGUCUCAGAUCCUGGAGGUGACUCUCCUCAUGGCCAGCUACAUGAACCACUGGAACCCAAACCUCCCGUCUGCCUCGCACCACCAGCCGCUCGGCCACUGGGACGGAGACAGCCGACACUUUCCCGCCAUGAAUUACACCACCAAGGGCCCCACGCUGCUGUGAAGACCAACACGGACUGUUUGAGUACAGGGAGGCCCGAUGACAACAGUAACCUUUAGUCGGCUUCAUGUGUGUCAGGUUGCACGUCUCGGUUUGACAUUUAUACAGAGCAGGUACAGGAGGAUUAUCGUCUAGAGUCCUUUUUAAUGAAGAGUUAGAAUUAGAGAAGUCAGGAUCAGUCUGGUUAGACUAUUUAUUUCCACAACAAAAGAGUCUUUUGAUAACUCUGCUUUAUUUAGAUGUAAGAUCACACUUCGGCUCCUUGGGGAAAACUCGGUGUUGGAAUUCAUGUGUUUAACUACAGUGGAGGUCUGCAGACUUGUUUUCACCUGCAGUGAGAUCCUUAUAGUCAAAUCCACAGUACAUGUUUUUCCAGUUUUCUAGUCGGACUCUUGAAGCUGUGUCUCUGACUGGAACAAUGCAUCACCGCGUGUUAACCCUCAGUUGACAUCUGACUCUUUUAUGUGCAAUUUCAAACUGACUAACUCGACAUGCGGUACUUUGGUUAAAUAGUUUUUAGUGUCUGAUCCUCAAAUCUAGAGAAGCAACAACCAUUCCUCUUUAUCGCUGCAUUUAUUAAUCUGCUGGAUCGUGUCUCAGCUGAUCUCUUGGUCUAUUUAAUGUUAGAAAAUAGAAAAGAUAGAUUAUCGCAGGUUUUCUAGAGCCCAAUUCGACAAAAAUUAGAAGUUUAUUCAAUAAAAAUCACAAAAAGAGCGCAACAGUCACAUUUAAGCUGCUAGAGUGAAUUGCUUAACUCAUUGCUUUCGCAGUUUAGCUCAUUUGUUUCAUGAUGCAUCAAAAUCGAAAACAAUCGUGGGUAACACUUUACAAUUACCAUAAUUUAUAAACGGUAAACCAAUAGUUUAUUAAUGUUUAAUCAUCAUUUUAAAACAGCAUAUAGACCAAUUAUGAAUGGCA